Messenger RNA from Aquila chrysaetos chrysaetos, 2398 nucleotides. RefSeq names its product ectoderm-neural cortex protein 1-like. Gene Ontology annotation, molecular function: protein binding. The transcript has 2 exons. Bases 1 to 1770 code for a protein of 589 amino acids. The record is from RefSeq and is a predicted model, not a curated record. Lineage: Eukaryota; Metazoa; Chordata; Aves; Accipitriformes; Accipitridae.
AUGUCCGUCAGCAGCCACGAGAACCGGAAAUCCCGCUCGAGCUCCGGCUCCAUGAACAUCCACCUUUUCCACAAACCGGGCCACGCCGACAGCCUCCUCACCCACCUCAACCUGCUCCGCAAGCGGCACCUCUUCACCGACGUGGUGCUGCGAGCGGGGAACCAGGCCUUCCACUGCCACCGGGCCGUCCUGGCCUCCUGCAGCCGUUACUUCGACGCUAUGUUCAGCGGGGGCCUGAAGGAGAGCAGAGACGCCGAAGUCAACUUCCACGAUUCCCUCCACCCCGAGGUGCUGGAGCUGCUGCUGGAUUACGCCUACUCGGCCCGGGUGCUGAUUAACGAGGAGAACGCGGAGUCCUUGCUGGAGGCUGGGGACAUGUUGCAGUUUCAGGAUAUUCGGGAUGCUUCGGCCGACUUUCUGGAGAAGAAUCUUUACCCCGGGAAUUGCUUGAACAUGCUGCUGCUGUCCGAUGCCCACUGCUGCGAGCGGCUGCUGGAGCUGUCCUGGAGGAUGGCGUUGGCCAACUUCACCUCGCUCUGCAAGACCGAAGACUUCCUCCGCCUGCCCAAAGACAAGCUGCUGGAGCUGGUGGAGAGCGAAGAGCUGGAAGUAGAGGAUGAGACGCUGGUCUACGAAGCUGUUAUAGGUUGGAUCCGGUACGAUUUGCCCCGACGCCAUGAAGUUCUGCCAGAGUUGCUGCGCUCCGUCCGCCUGGCCCUUCUGCCCGAGUCCUACCUGCGGAAGCAAGUGGCCUGCGAGAAGCUGGUGACCAGCCACAAGCUGGGGGAGGAGAUCGUGGCCGACGCCGUACGAUGCAAAAUGAAGAUCCUGCAAAACGACGGCCUGGUGACAGGGUGCUGUGCCCGACCCCGCAAGGUCAGCCAGGCCCUGCUGCUGCUCGGCGGCCAGACCUUCAUGUGCGACAAGAUUUAUAUGCUGGAUCAUAAAACCCGCGAGAUCAUUCCUCGUGCCGACAUCCCAAGCCCUCGUAAAGAGUGCAGUGCCUGCGCCAUCGGGUGCAAAGUGUACAUCACCGGCGGCAAAGGCUCCGAGAACGGCGCUUCCAAAGACGUCUGGGUUUACGACACCCUCCACGAUGAGUGGGCGAAAGCUGCUCCCAUGCUGGUGGCGCGGUUUGGCCACGGCUCCGCUGAGCUGGACCACUGUCUGUACGUGGUGGGGGGUCACACGGCAGUGAGCGGCGCCUUCCCGGCCUCUCCCUCCGUCUCUCUCAAGCAAGUCGAACACUACGACCCGCAGCUGGACAAAUGGUCCUUGGUGGCCCCUCUCCGAGAAGGCGUAAGCAACGCCGCCGUGGUGGGAGCCAAGAUGAAGCUGUUUGUUUUCGGUGGCACCAGCGCCAACCAGGAGAAACUGCCCAAGGUGCAGUGCUUCGAUCCCUGCCAGAACCGCUGGACGGUGCCUGCCAGCUGCCCCCAACCCUGGCGGUACACGGCCGCCGCCGUGGUGGGCAGCCACAUCAUUGUCAUCGGAGGGGACACGGAGUUCUCCGCCAGCUCCGCUUACCGCUUCCACAGUGACACCUACCAGUGGUCCAAAUUUGGGGACGUCACCGCUAAGCGCAUCAGCUGCCGUGCUGUUACGUCGGGUAACAGACUGUACGUGGUGGGGGGCUACUGCGGGGCUCAGCGCUGCAAAACGCUGGACUGUUACGAUCCAUCAUCUGACACCUGGAGCAGCGUCACGACAGUGCCUUAUUCCCUCAUCCCCACCGCCUUCGUCAGCACCUGGAAGUACCUGUCUGCCUGAGUUACGGUGUGGCGAAGAACCUGGAAGGCCUCACACCUGAUUUUGCCAGUGUCUCACUUCACUGAGGAUCCAGACAGAAGACACGGGCAGUAGGAACGCCUCCUCCUACCUAGCAAGUCUGUGAACUGGAUGCCAGCCCUUGCGUGGAUCUCAUUAGCAUCAGCAGGGCUCACGGCAACACAGCUUUGGCUUUGAACUGCUUCUGUAAAUCCCCUUCGUUCAGACCAGGCAGGGGACAAGCACGGAGGGACCUCCUCGGACUGGCAGCUUGUGCUGUCCCUUGAGACGGCAAAAGGUUUCCAAGUUUUCUCCUAACUCGUGUGGUCUCAGAGCAGGAACCAGAGGAAUAUUUUUUACUUCUUUCUUUGAAUAUUUUGUUUUAAGUGAUAUUUACUAGAAAGGACAAAGGAAGCUUCUAAGUAACUGGCAGCAGGCUCUGGACUGUGCUGCUGUGACUUGGAAUGCAGGCAGCACCAGAGGCAGUUGCCUGAAAUGUCUUAACAUGUGACAGUACUUUGCCCAUGGGCUGGUUCUGUACUACCUUUUUUUUUUUUUUUUUUUUUAUACAGCAGUUGUGUGUGUUUAUUACUCAGCCUGGAGCUGCUUCAAUAAAUCUGAAUAAAAUCCA